Messenger RNA from Tauraco erythrolophus (red-crested turaco), 477 nucleotides. The record is from RefSeq and is a predicted model, not a curated record. Lineage: Eukaryota; Metazoa; Chordata; Aves; Musophagiformes; Musophagidae.
CUGAGAGCUGGGCUGAUAUGCAGGAGCCACUGCUUGAAGGGAUGUGCUUCACACUCAAGUAUCUAGGCAUGACGCUGGUAGAAAAACCCAAAGGAGAAGACAUGGCUGCUGCUGCCAUCCGCAGGAUCGUGGCCACGGCACGGGUGGGAGCUCGCAAGUUCCAGAAGGUGAUUCUGACAGUAUCUCCGAGGGGCAUCUCGCUGCAGGAUGCAGACACAAAGGAGAUGGUUGAGAGCAUCUCCAUCUACAGGAUCUCCUACUGCACAACAGACAAGCUGCAGAACAAAGUCUUCGCUUAUGUUGCCCAGAGUCAGGAGAGCGGGGCACUGGAGUGCCAUGCCUUCCUUUCACCUAAGAAGAAGAUUGCCCAGGCUGUGACUCUGACCGUGGCCCAGGCUUUCCAGGUGGCACUGGAUCUCUGGGAAGCAGCACAUGCAGGAGGAGGAAGAGGCAGAGGAGGAAGAUGAUAACGUUGGU